Molecule: messenger RNA, 4057 nt
Organism: Ostrea edulis (European flat oyster)
Lineage: Eukaryota; Metazoa; Mollusca; Bivalvia; Ostreida; Ostreidae
Product: beta-glucuronidase-like
Exons: 12
Coding region: 10-1950 (646 amino acids)
Biological process (GO): glucuronoside catabolic process; carbohydrate metabolic process
Molecular function (GO): beta-glucuronidase activity; carbohydrate binding
Source: RefSeq, a predicted model, not a curated record
AAUUUAAAAAUGGCUGCCCCCAUAACACAAACCUUUAUGGUUUGUUUACAAAUAUUAUGUGCAUUGUCGGGUAUGCUAUAUCCGAGGAAUUCAAUGUCGCGAACCGUUUUCCAAAAUAUGGAAGGCAUGUGGAAUUUUAGAAUUGACACAUCUGAGAACAGAUUUCAAGGAUUCACCGAUAAAUGGUACUCAAGGCCGCUGAAAAAGAGUGGACCUGUCAUGCUGAUGCCUGUGCCUGCUAGCUACAAUGACAUUACCCAGAGUAAGGAAAUUCGGGAUUUUGUGGGAUGGGCAUGGUAUGAAAACGAAUUUUACGUCCCCCCAGAGUUCACCACCAAGAGAAUUGUGUUACGAAUUGACAGUGCACAUUACAAUACUAUCGUAUGGGUAAAUGGGCGAGAGAUCAUGCAACACUCAGGAGGGCAUCUGCCAUUUGAAUCCGAAUUGACAAAUUAUGAUGUACAUGGUCCAAACAGAGUGACCAUUGCUAUAAAUAACACGCUGUCACCUACAACUCUACCACCAGGGACCAUCGAAUACAAAAACAACCCCCUCAAGUAUCCCAAAGGAUAUUUUGUCCAAAAUCUUCAGAUGGAUUUUUUCAACUAUGCUGGAAUUCAUAGAUCUGUGAAAGUCUAUACCACACCAAAAGUUUACAUUGAUGACAUCACCAUAGUUACUGAUAUACAGGGAACUAAUGGCAUGGUUAGCUAUACAGUGAAGCCCAGUUUGGCAACCAUGGUUCAGUCUAUACAAGUCAAAAUCUUGGACAAGAAUGGGGUUCUUGUUGGGCAGAGCAGUCAACAACAGGGGCAGAUAAUUGUGCACAAUGCCAAUCUCUGGUGGCCAUACUCCAUGGCGAAAUCCGUUAACGACACAGCUUAUUUGUAUACUUUUCAGGUGACCUUGACCUCAACAUCCUCACAGAUGGAUCAGUACAGCCUUCCAUUUGGUAUCCGCACUGUAUCCAACACCAACACUCAACUUCUCAUCAACAGCAGAUCAUUCUACUGCCAUGGGGUUGCCAAACAUGAGGAUUCUGAUAUUAGAGGGAAAGGAUUGGACUUUCCAUUGAUUGCUAAGGACUUUAACCUGCUGAAGUGGCUGGGGGCUAACUGUAUCAGAACCUCUCACUACCCCUACGCUGAAGAGAUUAUGGACCAGGCUGAUCAACAGGGCAUUGUCGUUAUUGAUGAGAGUCCUGGUGUAGGGAUUGAAGCAGGUAACUUUGGUAAUGAAUCCUUGGCCCAUCAUUUGAAAGUCAUGGAUGAAAUGAUACAGCGUGACAAGAACCGUCCAGCUGUGGCCAUCUGGUCAAUAGCCAAUGAGCCAAAGUCUGGACUUCCACAGGCAGAGUUUUAUUUUAAGACGAUUUUGCAGCAUGUAAAGAGAUCAGAUCCAACUAGACUUGUAACUUUUGUUGCCAAUGCCGACUACGCUGAUGAGAAAGCAGCUCAGUACAAUGAUAUUCUGUGUAUUAACCGUUACUUCGCCUGGUAUUCGGACUGCUCUCACACAGAGCUGAUUAAUCUACAACUGACCAAUGAUCUCAAAGCUUUCCACACCAAAUUCAACAAACCAAUCAUCGUUACCGAGUAUGGAGCAGACACAAUACCAGGAUUGCACCGGGACCCAUCAUUUGUGUUUACAGAAGAAUUUCAGGUGGAGUUUCUACAGGAGUAUCAUAAAGUUUUUGAUGUUUUGAAACAGCAGUUCCUGGUAGGAGAGAUGGUUUGGAACUUUGCUGAUUUCAUGACAAUUCAACAGAUAAUUCGUGUGGUGGGAAACAAGAAAGGUUUAUUCACCCGUCAGAGACAACCAAAGAUGUCUGCACACAUGAUUCGGUCUCGAUAUAAUAACCUGAUGCACAAAAACACCACUCAGCAUGGCGGAUCCCACCCCUCAUACAGCACUGCUCAUCCAAUACCAGUUGUCUUCCCUUUAGGGUGAACAGAAUUAUUCUAAGUGAGGAUUAGACAUAGAUAUCUAUAUUGUGACAAUACAUUAAGCAUCACCUACAUUGUAUGAAACACUCUAAAAGUGACAAAUGUAUACGUGAAACAUAGUUUCAAAGAAGCCGGGGCACUUAAGGUGGCUCCUUACACCAAAGUUAUAUAUAAUAAUGGUAAGUUAAAACACUUUGUAUGAUUUCACCAUCGAAAGAGUGUUGCAAGCUCUCAAUAAAUUUAAGGUGCUUUGUUAGCAAAUAAGAGAUUUGAUGCAUGAUAUGAAUAUCUAAUAUAACAUGCCUAAAAGACUCAGAUAGAUGUUUUAAUUUCUUAGAUAAAAACGAAAAUAUAUAUUGGACAAAUGUAUUUUAAAAAGAAAUUGAAAUAAAUUGACAAAAAUUCAGACUUUUUUUUCAAACCAAGUCCAGUUGGAAUUACACAUAUAAAAAAGUAGUCAUGGAGAACAAAGUAAUCCGAAAACUACAUUCCCUUGAUGCAGAUAGAUAAAUGAAUUCAUAAAGGAAGCUAAUUUCUUCCAUAAAAAGUGCAUUAAAUUAGCAACAACAUGAUUAUAUUUCAUAUGUUUAUUCUAUCAAUUUUGAUCAGGAUCAGUACCUUUUUCACAGGAUUGGUUCAGUCUAAUAAAAAAAAAGAGAUAUUUAUGAAAUUUGGUAAUUUCAUUUCAAUUUCUUUUAAAAGAGAUAUUUGUCUAAUCUAUUUUUUUCCCAAUUGAUAUAUUUCUUGAAGAUUUAAGUUUUAGAUUUAAAAAUACUAACAAAAAAAACAACUUUAUAAAUUUCAUUAAAACAUUUACAUGAGUCUUAGCCUCAGGUUUUGUUAGAUAUUUAUACCCCCGCAACAAGUUGUGGGGGGGUAUACUGGAAUCGGGUUGUCUAUCUGUCUGUCCGUCCGUCUGUAGACGCAAUGGUUUCCGGGCUCUAAAGCAUUAUCCUUUCCAUCUACCGUCACUAUAUCAUAAAUAUGGACUACCCAUGGAAUGAAGAUGUUCCCUAUCGAUUUUGGGGUCAAAAGGUCAAAGGUCAAGCGCACUGGACAUCGAAGUAGCAAUAUGGUUUCCGGGCUCUAAUGCAUUAUCCUUUCCACCUACAGUCACCAUAUCAUACAUAUGGACUACCCAUGGGAUGAAGAUGUUCCCUAUCGAUUUUAGGGUCAAAAGGUCAAAGGUCACGCGCACUGGACAUCGAAGUAGAAAUAUGGUUUCCGGGCUCUAAAGUGUUAUCCUUUCCACCUACAGUCACCAUAUCAUACAUAUGGACUACCCAUGGGAUGAAGAUGUUCCCUAUCGAUUUUGGGGUCAAAAGGUCAAAGGUCAAGCACACUGGACAUCGAAGAAGCAAUAUGGUUUCCGGACUCUAAAGCGUUAUCCUUUCCACCUACAGUCACCAUAUCAUACAUAUGGACUACCCAUGGGAUGAAGAUGUUCCCUAUCGAUUUUGGGGUCAAAAGGUCAAAGGUCAUGCUCACUGGACACCGAAGUAGCAAUAUGGUUCGGUUUGUCAUGCCAUUUGUUUUUUACACUCAGAAAAGAGGUAGUUUAUACCUAUUACCAACACCCUUUGGGAGAUUGGGGUAAGCGGGGGGUAUUCUUAGUGAGCAUUGCUCACAGUACCUCUUCUUAUACCAUGAAUAAAAUCAAUGCGAAGUUUGGAUUUUAAAAUAUAUUAUUUGCAAACAAAACAACUUUUUCAUCAUUCCAGAAGAAUCAUAAAAAAAAAUUAACAUGAAAUAGUUCAGAGCUUGUAUCACUCUUUUGAGGGUGAAAUCAUGCUUCAUACGAGGUGCUUAAAGGAGCCAUUUUAGUGUGAUGAACUACCUUGAGCAUCUGCAAAUCAGGACACUUACUUAGAAUAUAUCUGUGUGUGUGUGUGUAUAUAUAUAUAUAUAUAUAACACAGAAGUAGAAAAGGCAAGAAGGAAGAAACACAACUGAACGAUUGUUAAAUGAUAGUGUGAAUGAUUGAUACUAUGUGUACAUGAAUAUGUUUUGAACAUUCGCCAUUGAAUUCCAAAUCAUGACCUCUCGCACAACGUGUUCGCAAUACAUCGACGUAAAUGUGCCAAAUUAAUAAAGUUUUUUUGCUGAAUGUA